AUGGUCAAUUCCUGUUGUGGCUCUGUCUGCUCUGAGCAGGAGACCUGCUGCCGCCCCAGCUGCUGCCAGACCUCCUGCUGCAGACCCAGCUGCUGCAUCUCCAGCUGCUGCAGACCCCAGUGCUUCCAGCCCUCUUGCUGCAGACCCACCUGCUGCAGACCCACCUGCUGCCGCCCUACCUGCUGCAGGCCCCAGUGCUGCCAGUCUGUGUGCUGCCAGCCCACAUGCUGCCGCCCCAGCUGCUGCAGACCCACCUGCUGCAUCUCCAGCUGCUGCAGACCCACCUGCUGCAUCUCCAGCUGCUGCCGCCCCUCCUGCAGUAGCUCCAGCUGCUGUGGCUCCAGCUGCUGCCGCCCCAGCUGCUGCCCUGGCUGCUGCCUACGUCCAGUCUGUGGCCAAGUCUCCUGCCACACCAGUUGCUAUCGCCCAACCUGUGUGAUCUCCACCUGUCCCCGCCCCAUGUGCUGUGCCACGCCUUGCUGCUGCUCCUAA
Ochotona princeps (American pika) is the source of this 492-nucleotide messenger RNA. RefSeq names its product keratin-associated protein 4-12-like. The coding region runs from base 1 to 492 and encodes 163 amino acids. The record is from RefSeq and is a predicted model, not a curated record. Lineage: Eukaryota; Metazoa; Chordata; Mammalia; Lagomorpha; Ochotonidae. The transcript has a single exon. Gene Ontology annotation, cellular component: keratin filament.